Messenger RNA from Pan troglodytes (chimpanzee), 786 nucleotides. Its product is annotated as small ribosomal subunit protein eS17-like. The coding region runs from base 1 to 786 and encodes 261 amino acids. NCBI's taxonomy places the organism in Eukaryota, Metazoa, Chordata, Mammalia, Primates, Hominidae. Gene Ontology annotation, cellular component: ribosome. Gene Ontology annotation, biological process: translation. The transcript is spliced from 3 exons. Gene Ontology annotation, molecular function: structural constituent of ribosome. The record is from RefSeq and is a predicted model, not a curated record.
AUGUCCAUGGAUCUUGCUACUGCCCCCAGUUGUCAAGACCCCCAAGCCUUCUCAUUUGAGCCCCAGUCUCCUCUGGAUCUCUUCCUCAAGGUCCAGGAACUCUUGACAGCUUCUCCACAGGCUACUGGAGUGAUCAGACCCUGUGAGUGUGUUCUCACCUACCUGUACCUAGGCUCCCCACCCAUGACUAUUUUGCCUUUCCCAGGCUGGGUUGAUAGCAGGAAUGAGAGGCUUGCAGUUUUCCCAGGCUUCUUACAGGGAAACAAGGGAACUUGUCACAAUGACCCAAACUUUCCAGAGCCUUCUUACCAUGAGCUGAAUGUUCACAUUCCUACCAAAUUCAUAUGUUACAGUUCUAGCCCCAGUGGAGCCCUUCACUCACAUGGCCACAUUUGUACCAAAAUCACGAAGAAGGCUACCCAGGUCAUCAUAGAAAAGUACUACACGCGCCUAGGCAACGACUUCCACACGAACAAAUGUGUGUGCGAGAUCGCCAUUAUCCUCAGCAAGAAGCUCCGCAACAAGAUAGUAGGCUAUGUCAUGCAUCUGAUGAAGCGGAUUCGGAAGGGCCCAGUGAGAGGUAUCUCCAUCAAGCUGCAGGAGGAGGAGAGAGAAAAGAGAGACAAUUAUGUUCCCGAGAUCUCAGUCUUGGAUCAGGAGACCGUUGAAGUAGAUCCUGACACUAAGGAAAUGCUGGAGCUUUUGGACUUUGUCAGUCUGUCCAACCUGCAGGUCACUCGACCUACAGUUGAGAUAAAUUUCAAGAUGCCUCGGGGAGCUCUUUGA